AUGCACUUAAUUCAGGAGUCGCUUGAAUUCAUUGACAAGCAGUUGGCAGCUUAUAUCGCUGACAAGGUGGAUGCAGCUCAAAUGCCUCAGGAAGCCCAGAAAAUCCAAUCAGAUUUGACAAGUCAUGAGAUCAGUUUAGAGGAAAUGAAGAAACAUAACCAGGGGAAGGAUGCCAACCAAAGAGUUCUUUCACAAAUUGAUGUUGCACAGAAAAAAUUACAAGAUGUAUCCAUGAAAUUUCGAUUAUUCCAAAAACCAGCCAAUUUUGAACAACGUCUAGAGGAAAGUAAGAUGAUUUUAGAUGAAGUAAAGAUGCACUUGCCUGCACUGGAAACAAAGAGUGUUGAACAGGAAGUAGUACAGUCACAACUAAGUCAUUGUGUGUAUAGUAGCAUCGUUAUUUUCAAGGUUACAAAUUACCUGAGAGAAAUUAAAGACAAUCAGCUUUGA
Messenger RNA from Rattus rattus (black rat), 450 nucleotides. RefSeq names its product dystrophin-like. The transcript has 4 exons. Gene Ontology annotation, biological process: synaptic signaling. Gene Ontology annotation, cellular component: plasma membrane. The record is from RefSeq and is a predicted model, not a curated record. Bases 1 to 450 code for a protein of 149 amino acids. NCBI's taxonomy places the organism in Eukaryota, Metazoa, Chordata, Mammalia, Rodentia, Muridae.